Messenger RNA from Choiromyces venosus 120613-1, 755 nucleotides. NCBI's taxonomy places the organism in Eukaryota, Fungi, Ascomycota, Pezizomycetes, Pezizales, Tuberaceae. The record is from the annotation of a GenBank genome assembly.
GGUUGGCAAUCAAAGAAGCAAUCAGUCAUCGCAACAUCGACCUUGGAAUCGGAGUACUCAGCAUUCCUUGAGGCGGUCAAAGAAGCUCUAUGGCUUCGCCAGCUUCUCGCGGAUGUUGACUGGGACCCGGCUGUCUGUAGCUCUCCACUUGAGGCCAAGCGGUACUGCCCCCUCUCUGACCAAUGCCACUGUGAAGUCCGAAAAGGUGACAGCACGGAAUAAACACUUUGACAUUCACCUAUUCAAAUCGCGCGAAGUACAACAAGAAGGGAUUGUGGACUUCAACUUUAUUCCGAGCGGGGAGAAUGCUGCCGAUGGCCUCACGAAAGUGCUAGUAGAAACCACCCACUACCACUUUCUCAAGAUGAUUGGCAUUCAACCAUAGUUCUUGACUUUCUCUUCUUUCUGUUUCACUACUACUUAUUAUUCCGAUCUAUGAUGUGGGUGAUCUGGGUUCUGGACGAGGUAUGGUCAGGAGGAGCUGAGAGUAUACCUUUCCCUUCUGAGACAAUUUGGAUGAAGGGUUUUACUGGUGCUCAAUGAUGCUCAGGACUUGGGUUCUUUGUUGAUAGAUUUAGCUACAAUGGUUUAGUUAAGAAAGGGCGGGAAGUGUUGGAAACUGGUGUUGAAACUGGGUUGUGCUGUAGUUCCGAGUGAGGCUCUGUGACGGCUUACGUCACCCUCAUGUAUAUAAGCUAGUCUCCCCUCUGCUACCUUUCUUUUCUUUUCUCUUUUCCUUCUUGUAACACAACAUA